CCUGCUGAAUGAACCCCGUCAGCGUUGGGGAGUACCAUGGGCUACGGGUGGGAUCAGCCUUGCUCAGCAUUGUGGCGGGCUGCAUCAUCAUCGGGAUAUCCAGGCAGUGUGACGCCGAUGCUGUAGGAGGGAUCUUCCUGGGAGCGGGAGGCCUCGGCCUGCUCAUAUCGAUCUACCCCUUCAUAAGAGCCUGGCUGAACAUCAACCAUAUUCUUCCAUCCUUCGGGAACUUCAGAGUGCACCCCACACCUGCCAAUCCUGCUCCUAUUCAACCUGUAGAGACACUAAGAAGAGAAGGGACUCAGAGUCAGCUAAAUCUGGAGCGUUCUAAGAGUCGAAUGGGAACCUUUGUGGAGGGCGGACCGAUGGCUGAGACCAACCCAGAUGAGGGGACAUCUUCAGACAUGCCAGACAUCUUAUCGAGACGGAAACUUAAGCAGCCGUCUUCUGAUCAAGACCUGCCAUGAUGUCAUCACAUGACCUGACGGACCAAUUUUAUUCAACUUCCCUGCUAAAUCUUCGUCAUUAAGUGGCUUUCAAAGGUGGGGCAAAAGAUAAUGGUCUUCUGUCGAAUUGUGGCUCAAACUGAACGUUUGUUGAGAUGACCUCAUGACAUUGUACUUGUGUGGCCUAAUAAACACCUCCAAAGAUUAACUCGCGAGUGCAAGAGAAGUAUUUCCAAACUUCCUGCUAAUGAG
Messenger RNA from Anarrhichthys ocellatus (wolf-eel), 698 nucleotides. It is a transcript of the gene kncn, whose product is annotated as kinocilin. NCBI's taxonomy places the organism in Eukaryota, Metazoa, Chordata, Actinopteri, Perciformes, Anarhichadidae. The coding region runs from base 9 to 467 and encodes 152 amino acids. The record is from RefSeq and is a predicted model, not a curated record. The transcript is spliced from 5 exons.